Messenger RNA from Chanos chanos (milkfish), 2397 nucleotides. RefSeq names its product DAZ interacting zinc finger protein 1-like (gene dzip1l). The transcript is spliced from 16 exons. Lineage: Eukaryota; Metazoa; Chordata; Actinopteri; Gonorynchiformes; Chanidae. Gene Ontology annotation, cellular component: ciliary basal body; cytoplasm. Gene Ontology annotation, biological process: cilium assembly. Bases 1 to 2397 code for a protein of 798 amino acids. The record is from RefSeq and is a predicted model, not a curated record.
AUGUAUCGAUUUCUCAGUAGCUACCGAGCACUUGUUUGCUUUGACAGCUUUAUGGCUUUUGAAGCUUUUCCUGCUACAAAGCUUUUCUUUUCGAGGCCUUUGAUCAUGCCUGGCCAGUUCUCAAGUGAGUCCCUCAGUGCCCUGGUCAGCACUCCUUCCUGGAGCCCAGGCACACUGCAGCCCUUCCAUUUCCGAACACGCACCGAACCCGUGGAUUGGCGUCGACUGGCUGCCCUGGACGUGGACCGUGUUGCUCGUGAGAUGGACGUAGGCACUCUCCAGGAAUUCAUCACAGCCGUAACGUUCUGUGACGUCGGGGCCGAACGAUGCCCGCACUGUCGUGGCCCAGCUGACCCCCCUCUGUUGAAGCUGCUGCACAUGUCACAGCUUUGUACUGAGUACCUUCUCCACACCCAAGACUACCUGAGUGCCCAGCUCGCAAGUCUGGAGGAACGUCUGCAGGGGGCGCUGUCUCAAGCAGAAAAGGAAAGGGAAGAGCGGGCUCACCUGGAUGCAGAGCUACAGGCAGUCAAACAGGAGUGUCGACGCAGGAAAAAGUUAAUUGCGACUCAACAACUCCUCUUACAGUCCAGUGCAAACAAUUACCACAAGUGCCAGUUUUGUGAGAAAUCGUUUAUGAAUUAUUCAUAUUUACAAGCCCACCUUCAGCGCAGACAUCCAGAGAUUACAGAUGCAGAGCGGCAGAAGAAAAAACAGGUGGAGCAAAUGGAGGAUGUAAUUGAGGAGCUGAAGGAGAAACUCAGAAUGACUCAGAGCAUGUUAGAGGCAGAGAGAGAGACAGAAACACUUAGGAGACAGCAGGAGCAAGAGGAACAACGAAGAAGAGAAGGAUUACAGAGGCUGGAAAUGGAGAGAUGGAAAGAGGAGGAGAGAAAAAAAAUUGAGGAGGAGAUGGGGGAAAUGAAGCAGCUUCUCCAACAAGAGCUGAAGGACAUGGCCAACAAGAGCUCGUCCAUUGAGGCAAAAAUACUGGAGCUGCAGAGCAGAGAUCUGGGAGUCUCCAGCCUGGGAAUGUUACUGGAUGAAGAUGAGAGAGGGAAAAAAGAGAGGGAACUGAAAGAGAGAAUGGCAAAGAAGAAGAGUGAAUGGAAGAAAAGACUGAAGGAAGCACAGAACAGACACCAGCAAGAGAAAGAGGAGCUGCAGACUGAGAAUGUGAGACUUCAGAGGGCUCUGUCUGAGGAGAGCCCAAGCCUGCAGAGGUUACAGAGACAGGUCACCUCUCUGUCCACUCAGAUCAGACAGAAAGACAGACUCAUCCACACACAGGAGGGAAAGAUCAAGAUAUUGUCUGCAAGGCCAAUGUCAGAUCCACCAGCACCUGUGUCACAUGAUCUGGUCUCCACUGAAGAAGAGGAGGAAGAUGUAGAUGAAGUGGAGCACGAAGCUGAGAGUCUGGAGGAGAAUGUGGAGAGCUUUAGAAAUCUCCCAGAGUCUCCAAGGGGAGAUCCAGCUCUGGUGAGACAGUUCAGACCCAUACUGGAGGACACGCUGGAGGAGAAACUGGAGAAGAUGGGGCUUAGGAAGGGAACAAAGGGUAUUUCUAAGCAGACCUUAAAGAGUUUGAGCGCCCUGGUGUCGAGACAAUGGCAGCAAAGGUUGAAACAGCAGCCAGGUUGGCAGGAUCUGAGAGAGGGUCUAGAACGUGAGCUGACGCACAGAGUCAAACGUGCACAGAAGGGUCAGAGGAAAUAUACACCUGAUCCUGCUAAACAACGAAAGAAAAAGCACUUGAAUGGUGUGCAACAGAAGAGCCUAAAGUCAAGUCAAAGUAACACAAAACCCUCGCCCCAAAAUGUGAAGAGCCAGCAAGCUCCACAGCCUACCCCACGUUCUAAAAUACCCGCCCAGAUCCAGAGGAUAGAGGCAAAGAAGAAAAGCACUCCUCCCUUCAGCUCUGAGGAGGAGUCAGUUGAGGACAGUGUUUACAUGAACAGCUCCAGAAGCAAACCGCCACCCACUGUACGUGUCAUCCAGUCAGGAGCUGGGAGCACGCCUGUCCCUGAGCCCAUGGAGGACUGGUCAGAUAGUGAUCUGUCAGAGGGGUUGCUGUCCUCCAGACCCCGUCAGACUCUCAGCACACACGGUUCCGUUGUUCAGUCCUUGACAAGAAGUUUGGAGCGACAGCUCAGUGCUCCAAUGACAAAGCCACAGGACGGGACUGGAGUUUUACCACCACCAACCACUAGUCUUUCUUCUCGACCCACCAAAAUUGUGAAACAGUUAGCGUUUUCAGAUGUAGACAGUGAUCUGGAGCUGUCAUCCAUAGAGGAGAUCACUCCUCAUCCUGCAGGGGUUCGUGGGAGCUCGGACGUGGGAGGCACCUCGGGCACCAGUGUGUGGAGUUCCUCUGCCAGCCGAGCAGGAGUGUGGUGA